Prorocentrum cordatum is the source of this 1829-nucleotide messenger RNA. The record is from the annotation of a GenBank genome assembly. Lineage: Eukaryota; Dinophyceae; Prorocentrales; Prorocentraceae.
GCGGCGAGGCGUGCGCCCCGGGCCGUUCGCCCGCGGCGCCGGGCCACGGCGGCGGCGGCUCCGGCGCGGUGCGCCCCGCCUCCACCGCCGGCCUGGGCCGCACCUGGUCCGCGCCGGGCAGCCUCCCGCACGUGGCCGCCGCCCCCGCGGGCCGGGCCCGCGUCUCGUCGGCGCCGGGCGUGGCGCGCUCGGAGGCCGCGGCGGGUCAGGGCGCGUGGCGCGGCCGCGGCGGCUGGGCGCAGGAGCCCCAGGGCACGGGCCGCGGGUUGCAGCGUGGCCGCCAGUCCGCCGCACCGCCGAAGGCGGUGGCGUGGGCCGGCCGCUCGCAGGGGAGCGUGUUCUUCGUCGGGGCGGGCGCCUCGAAGGCCAACCUGAAGGAGGCAAGUCCAAUCCGUCUUGUUAAAAGCGAUGUCCUCCACACACCAACCUGGACCCACGACAUCAACGUCAGCGACAAGAGGCUGAAUGCGUUGGCCGCGGUGGAGCAGGACCGUGAGGUUGCCCGCCGUGAGAUAGCGGAGAUCGAGCGGACGUCUGAGACCCGCAAGAGGGAGCAGGACCAGGCCAUCUACGACCGCAUGCUGGAGAGGCUCUUUCACCCGGUCCCCACGCCCAAGAAGUUCUUGGUGCCGCCUUGCAAAGACGAGGACUUGCUCGCCACCCCCCAGAAGGAGCCUUGGGUCAAGCCUGGCAGAUCCAUCUUCACCCCAGUGGAGAAAUCCGAGAUCAUGAAGGUCUGCCUGAGGUUCACCUCCCUCAUCCGCCCCUACGCGCCCCUCGGGGAAGAGCCGGGCCCGCCCAUCAUGACGCGGCCCGCCAUGUGUUGCCUGCUCAUGGCCCUGAAGGCCUUCGGGGGCUGGGAGGGCCUGCAGUACCACCAGACCCUGGACGGCUUCGACAGCGUCUGUGGCCUCCACACCGCGAGGGGAUGCUCGAUGGCGGGCGGUGCAGUACGGGGCCUCCUCUUCGAGGAACAGCGGGGCGAGGUGGUGGUGGCCGUCACCGACCUGUUCGACACCAUGCUGCAAGAUGGCCGCCACGAGGACGAGCUCCAGGAUGCGAAGAGGGUGUUCUUCGACGAACAUCUGCCCGGGGCGCGCAGCUUCGCGGACCGACGCCUGCGCCAGCUCGCCCGGUGGCUCACCGCCGGCAAGGCCGUGGCCGAGAAGAGGGACGACGUGAUUGGCCAGCUGAGGGACCUGAAGAACCUCGAGGUCGCAUUGGAUAUCGAGAAGCAGGAGAAGCACUCGAAGGCGAGGCGCGGGAGCGGCGUGAGCAUGGUGAGCUCGCUCAUGAGCGUUCCCCAUGAGGAGGACUUCGGCGGAGAGUGGUGGGACACGGCCAGCAGCGCCAGGGCUUCGCAUACCCAGGAACUCAUGGACCACGUGAUGAGCCUCUCGGGCCCCUUGAAGCCGAGGAUCCGCACGAGGUCUUUGUUGAAGGAGCUUAACGAGAUCAAGGUGGUCGAGAGCGGGGCCGUGCGGAGGGUGCCCGCCGAGCGCCGCCCCACCAACGAGUCCGUCGCCCAGGCCGGUUCGGCGGACGGCCCGGACGGCUUGGCCUCUGCGCAGCUGAACGAGCAGGACAAGCUGUACGCCCACACCUUCGCAGUGUCCAAGUGCGAGUUCCUGUCCAUGACCCUGCUGGAGCCGGAGGUGAUGCACGACGUGUGGAUGUUCUGGGGCGUCUUCCGGAGGCUAUUCGAGUGCUACUGCGACGUGAAGACCGGCGUGCUCCGGAGGAGCCGGGGGGCGAAGGCCAACGGGCACAUGACGCGCAGCGCCUUCGUCCUCUUCUGCGUGGACUUCGGCCUGUUUCCUCACACAUAG